UUCGCGGUUAGGCGAUGACGUCACUCAUGGACGCGACCACUGUUCAUUUUGUGUUUCUUUUCCUGUCCGAAGUUAAUUCAUUUUCAAACUGACAGCAAGUAUUAAGAUCAUCAUGAAGCCAGACGCUGAUAAAUCUUCGUGAAUUUUCCUUUGAAAACCGCGUAGAACAUCAGCGAUCAUGAAGCUGCUCCAUAAAGACAUUGAAAAAGAUAACGCCGGUCAGGUGACUCUGAUGCCAGAAGAAGCAGAGGACAUGUGGCACACCUACAACCUGCUGCAACAGGGGGACAGUUUGAGAGCGUCCACUAUAAGAAAAGUACAGACAGAAUCCACGACAGGAAGUGUGGGUAGCUCCAGAGUUAGGACAACUUUGACGUUAUGCGUGGAGACCAUUGACUUUGACACUCAGGCAUGCCGGCUCAGAGUCAAGGGCACCAAUCUUGAGGAGAACCAGUAUGUCAAGAUGGGGGCUUACCACACUAUUGAGCUGGAGCUCAACAGGAAGUUCACGCUUGCUAAAAAGAGCUGGGACAGCGUUGUGUUGGCCAGAAUCGACGAGGCCUGCGACGCCACGCAGAAGGCGGACGUGGCCGCGGUGGUGAUGCAGGAGGGCUUAGCCAACCUGGUGCUGGUGACCCCCGCCAUGACGCUUCUGCGGGCCAAAGUGGAGCUCACCAUUCCUCGCAAGCGGAGGGGGAGCUGCACCCAGCACGAAAAGGCUUUGGAAAGGUUCUAUGAAGCGGUCAUGCAGGCCAUACUUCGCCACGUUAACUUUGAUGUGGUGAAAUGCAUCCUGGUGGCUAGUCCGGGUUUCGUGAAGGACCAGUUCAUGACGUAUCUUUUUAAAGAGGCCGUGCGACAGGACAACAAGAUUCUGCUGGAGAACCGACCCAAGUUCAUGAUGGUCCACUCGUCAUCUGGUCACAAGUACUCCCUCAAAGAAAUCCUCUCAGACCCCACAGUGACAAACAGGCUGUCAGAUACCAAGGCUGCCGGAGAAGUGAAAGCCCUGGAGGACUUUUACAAGAUGCUCCAACAUGAGCCUGACCGAGCUUUUUAUGGAGUCGCUCACGUGGAAAGGGCCGCAGAAGCCCUCGCCGUCGACACUUUACUCAUCAGUGAUAAGCUCUUCAGGCAUCAGGACGUGCCUACGAGGGCACGCUACGUUCGCCUUGUGGACAAAGUGAAAGACAGCGGAGGCAAUGUCAGGAUAUUCUCAAGCCUUCAUGUCUCCGGUGAACAACUGACCCAACUGAGCGGAGUGGUGGCCAUCUUGCGCUUUCCCAUCGCCGAAGUUUCCGAGGGCGAAGAGGACAGCAGCUCAGAUGACGACUGAAUAUCAAAAUACAGCUGAUUAAUAAAAAACUAAAAA
Messenger RNA from Syngnathus acus (greater pipefish), 1372 nucleotides. RefSeq names its product pelota mRNA surveillance and ribosome rescue factor (gene pelo). Gene Ontology annotation, cellular component: cytoplasm. The coding region runs from base 179 to 1336 and encodes 385 amino acids. Gene Ontology annotation, biological process: nuclear-transcribed mRNA catabolic process, non-stop decay; ribosome disassembly; nuclear-transcribed mRNA catabolic process, no-go decay. The transcript is spliced from 12 exons. NCBI's taxonomy places the organism in Eukaryota, Metazoa, Chordata, Actinopteri, Syngnathiformes, Syngnathidae. The record is from RefSeq and is a predicted model, not a curated record.